This is a messenger RNA of Vespa velutina, 946 nucleotides long. RefSeq names its product odorant receptor Or2-like. Gene Ontology annotation, molecular function: odorant binding; olfactory receptor activity. The record is from RefSeq and is a predicted model, not a curated record. NCBI's taxonomy places the organism in Eukaryota, Metazoa, Arthropoda, Insecta, Hymenoptera, Vespidae. The transcript is spliced from 3 exons. Gene Ontology annotation, cellular component: plasma membrane. Gene Ontology annotation, biological process: sensory perception of smell; detection of chemical stimulus involved in sensory perception of smell. The coding region runs from base 7 to 909 and encodes 300 amino acids.
UUGAAUAUGAAUCUCGAAUCGAUGUUCGAAGAAAUGCUUAAAAAAACACAUUAUCGACCUGUUAUAUUGUCAUUGCUAAAUUUUUUUAAACGUCCUGCAUAUAUUGUUUUCUAUUUGACCAUGUUUGUAAUACUACUGUAUUUAUUUAGACCGUUUUUAUUGAUCGUCUAUCAAGUUAUCAAGAAUGUCAGUCCCAAACAUUAUGUUCUUCCCUAUCCUGCCACUUUUCCAUGGAUCGAUGGAACUCCGAAUAUGGUUUUUCAAGUGCAAUUUCUUUUCGAAAUUAUAUUCGGUUGGUUCGUGAUUUCCGUGACCAGCGCCGUUGAUACGGUUUACGGAUUUUACAUAUUUCAAAUGAGUGGAGUUCUACGUGCCAUGUGUUUCGAAUGCGAGCAUCUUGAAAAAUCAUCUAAGGAGCUCGAUGUCAUUCUACGUAACUGCAUUAAAAGACAGAUCUUACUUUUACGUUGUCGUGAUAUCAUUCAGAAUGUUUAUGGACCAGUUGUACUAUGCUUAAUAGUGAGCAGUGUUAUUGUUCUAUGUGCGCUGAUAUUUCAAAUGUUUCAGACAGAAAUAAGUAUAGGUAAAACUGUUUUGUUUCUUAUUUAUGGAAUGAUGAAAAUGACCCAAGCAUUUUUGUAUUCUUGGUAUGGAAGUAUUCUUAGUGUUGAGAGUGAAGCAUUCCGACAAAGUAUUUAUUGCUGUAGAUGGUAUCAAGAAGGAAAUAUUAAACUGAUGAAAGGUGUUCUUCUUAUAUUGGUACAGAAACCAAUUGUAUUGACAGCAUGUCACCUCUUUUGUAUCUCAUUGGAUCUUUUCGUUAAGGUAAACAUUGUUAUUACAAAUUACAUAUCAUUUUUAAUUUUCGUUCGAUUAAGCAUUUUUGCUUUUUUACUUUUAGAUACUUAAUACGUCCUUGUCAUAUUAUUUUUUGUUGCAAACAUUC